GACGUCACAAAGGCCCUGCCAUGCCUCCCGCCCUGGCCGUGCUGCUGCUCUGCGGCCUGCUGGCCCGCGGCCGGGGCUGCCUGCAGUGCGAGCCCGCCGCGCAGGAGGCGCUGAGCCAGCUGCGCGCGGCCCUGGGCCCCGAGCGCUUCCAGCACGAGCGGCUGCACGCGCGCGCGCAGGCCCUGAUGCUGGGCAUGGAGGGGCCUUUCUUCCGGGACUACGCGCUGAACGCGUUCGUGGGGAAAGUGGGAAUAGGCGACCUAGAACUUGUGGCGUCCUUUCUCAAGAAUCAAACAAGCCACUUAAUGUCUAGUUCUCUCAAAGCUGCAGACGGGCUGGGCUUGUGGGGGGCCUCCCACCCCACCGGGAUCUCCUUCUCUCCUCCAGAUGGGCCCCUGCUGGAAGAGCUCGUGGCUCUUAGGGAGAGGGUAAUCAAGGAACUGAAGAAAGCCUUGAGGUCGUAUGAAUUAAAAGCCUGCGAUCGCAAAAUUUGCCGCUUGCAAAAGGAAGAGGUCUUAGACUGUUUACAUUGCCAGAAGAUCAGUCCCAAGUGUAUCAAAAAGAAGUACUGUUUUGUCGACGGGCAGCCCCGCAUGACCCUUCAGUACCAGAAGGCGAGCGGAUACUGGCGGAAUCAGGCCCUGUUUGGCACCAUCACGUCCGUGUGUCUGGCUGUCUUCCUCUUCGGGAUCAUCGUGGCUUCGGCGAUGACGUACAGGCAAAACCGAAAACUCCUGCUGCGCUAGGGCAGUGGUUUGGGGAUUUGUAAGGGGAAAGGGAAAGAAAUCUAAUAAAGUCUAUGACAAAUUC
Messenger RNA from Equus caballus (horse), 810 nucleotides. RefSeq names its product IZUMO family member 2 (gene IZUMO2). The record is from RefSeq and is a predicted model, not a curated record. NCBI's taxonomy places the organism in Eukaryota, Metazoa, Chordata, Mammalia, Perissodactyla, Equidae.